Molecule: messenger RNA, 706 nt
Organism: Cetraspora pellucida
Lineage: Eukaryota; Fungi; Glomeromycota; Glomeromycetes; Diversisporales; Gigasporaceae
Source: the annotation of a GenBank genome assembly
AUGACUUGCGUGCAAGAAAGAAUUGGAAACGAAUUACUAGAAGAAGACGAGCAGGCUAUGUUAAACCAGGCUAUUGCACUCUCCUUAAUGAAAAAUAGUGAUAUUGAAGACAGUCCACAUCAGUCCCAGUCCAUUCCAACUCAAGCACUUACGCUUUUCUUGAGAAAAAACGACAAUACAAACGACGCCGAAGAUCUGUAUGAGAACUUCGAAUCUAUUCCACGUUCAAUGUCAUUUGCAACGACAUUAUCUCAAGGGUCAACGUUAUCUGGCUCAGAUCUUUAUACUGAUAUAGACAACGAGAGGACGAGACAACGAGUAUAUACUCGUCGAAGAUAUCCGCAUUCGUUUAACGAUCUUCUGGAAGAUAUAUGCAGUUAUCUUUAUUUUCUUAUCAAAGCUACCUGUCUUUCAAUUGUUUUGGUAAUUCUAUCGUUAAUAGUAAUCACGGUAGUCCAAUUUACGACAGCAUUUCUAUAUGCUGUUAACGCUGAGCUUGAAAGCAUAGCAACAGAAGUCGAAUUACAAAUACUAAAAUGUCAACAAGAAUAUGCAAUAAAUCAAUGCGAUCCAGAGAGUCGAGUGCCAUUCUUGGAAGAGAAUUGUACAUUUUGGGCAAAAUGUAGUAAACAAGAUCCGUACAAUGUAGUGACUAGAGCAGAAGUGAUUGCUGGACUGAUUGCACGUCUAAUUUCUGCUUUUGUUA